AUGACUACGAGCCUCACGCCGCUGGAACGUGCCCUUAUGGCCUCUUUGUCGCCUCCAAAGUUCCGCGACGUGCACCUGUAUGCAUUCAGCAGGCGCACAGUCUACUCUGACGGCUCGAUACGAGUCGACCAUCCGCUUCCGAUUGCCGUCAUCGGAUCGGUCUUGAAGAACACAGAGCACUUCGAAAAGUUGCUAGGGUCCGGCUUCGCCGAGAGUGACAAGUCACACAACGCCACUGUCCGCCAAUACGCCUACGAAAGCGAGUAUGACUACGAAACAGACAGCGACCUGGACGAGUUCGAGGGUUUUGAUCCACCGCCGGAGCCUCUCUCCGGUCCGUCGAUCAAGGGAAAGGAGAAGUCCAACGCCGAAGGGAGCGAAGUCGUUCAUGGAGAGCCCUCAGUUGAACUCGAACACCGUAUACUCCUCCCAAACAUGGCGUACCGCACGCUCAAAGCUUGUAUCUUCUAUCUGUACACCGGCAAGGUGAACUUUUUACCCCUCAAGUCACAAGGCCAGCAGGACAGGGAGUUCUCUAUGCUCACCGCGGCGGACUGCUCUCCACCAAAAUGCUCACCGAAGUCAAUGUACCGCCUAGCAGAAGCGUAUGGCAUCUCGGACCUACAAGGCCAUGCCUACCAAGAGAUCAUAUCGCGUCUCAAACCUGAGAAUAUCGUCGAAGAAGCUUUCACGAGUUUUUUCGCCAGAUACGACCGUCUGCGUGAAGAUGCCGUGUCGGUUCUUUCGACCCACUACUCGAAGCCAAUGGUACAAAAGAUGCUGCCAGCCGUCAUUCAGAGGGUCGUGCUUGGGGAGCUUCCCCACGCCGGGGAAACUUUGGUGUCUCUUCUUGGACUCCGG
Molecule: messenger RNA, 861 nt
Organism: Epithele typhae
Lineage: Eukaryota; Fungi; Basidiomycota; Agaricomycetes; Polyporales; Epitheliaceae
Exons: 5
Source: RefSeq, a predicted model, not a curated record